AUGGAAUCCAGCCAGCUCGAAGGCUCGAGGAGCUCGAGCGAAGACACCAAUGAUAUUGGUACCGGCCGGUCCUACGAGUGCGUGUUUUGCAAGAGAGGGUUCACCACGGCACAAGCUUUAGGAGGGCACAUGAACAUCCAUAGGCAGGAGAGAGCCAAGAGCAGCAGGCCUAGUUCUCUUCCUAGAGUUGCAGACAAAGUUUCUGUUUGUGAUGACAACUACAACCGUGAGAAUCAUUGGCCUGGGAGUACUCUUAGAUUGGGAAUUGGUUCAUUUGAUCACGAAAACAACAACACAUAUGGGAGUAGUCAAGAAUAUGAACUGGACUUGGAGCUGCGAUUAGGUCAUGAUCCAUAG
Molecule: messenger RNA, 357 nt
Organism: Hibiscus syriacus
Lineage: Eukaryota; Viridiplantae; Streptophyta; Magnoliopsida; Malvales; Malvaceae
Product: zinc finger protein 11-like
Exons: 2
Coding region: 1-357 (118 amino acids)
Source: RefSeq, a predicted model, not a curated record